Messenger RNA from Cydia amplana, 1526 nucleotides. It is a transcript of the gene Dolk, whose product is annotated as dolichol kinase. The coding region runs from base 38 to 1513 and encodes 491 amino acids. The transcript has 9 exons. Lineage: Eukaryota; Metazoa; Arthropoda; Insecta; Lepidoptera; Tortricidae. Gene Ontology annotation, biological process: dolichyl monophosphate biosynthetic process. Gene Ontology annotation, molecular function: dolichol kinase activity. The record is from RefSeq and is a predicted model, not a curated record. Gene Ontology annotation, cellular component: endoplasmic reticulum membrane.
AUUUCCCUUUUAAAUUUAAUUUAAAUAGUAAUAACAAAUGGAUUCUACAUCAAAAUUUGAACAAUUACUUAAUUUGUCGAAUAAAGUCAUUGACAGAAAAUGUUUGAAACCUUUGUCAAAGUACGACAACUUAGUAACACAGAAUUUACAUGCAGCUCAGAUAAAUACUAGGCCAGCAGGAGCAAAUGGAAUAUGGUGUUUCACUCUCCUGCCAACAGUAUUAAUUGUCUAUAGCCUUCAGUAUGAAGUGUCGCCAGCAUAUAAGCUAGCAGCGUGUGUGUCCGCUGGACUCCUGUUUUAUAAUAUUUUGUUCCAUAUUUUUAUAUAUAUUUCGAGCUUGGUGUUAACUACAGGCUUGGGGGCAGGUUCCUUGGUAUCUGGAUUGAUAACAAGUGCACUGGUGUACAAUGUUGUCAAAGAAGACACUAUAUUUGUACUGUUCUUUGCUCUGCCAUCACCAUUCAUCUUCUGUGCAUUACUUCGACAUUUACUGGGAUAUCCCAAAACGUUUACUCUUGGAGAGGCAGUGAUUGUUGCACAGAGCGCAGUGAUCGCGAUUACUGUGAUGGUGGCCCAGACUCUGUGUAAUUUGGGAGAUAAGGGCACUGAUGUGGACCUUGUGAAUGGUGUUGUUAUUACAGUGUUAUCAACAGUAGGAUUAAUUGUCACAGCCCUAUAUUUACUGAAGGAAAACUCUAGAACAAUGAAUUUGUUGAUUUACAUAAUCACCGCCGCUGCAGCGUUUGCGGUCAUACAACUGUAUGCAUUACUUGGAAUGACUAGCAUACCUGAGUUAUUCAUAUUUCUCUUCAUUCAUCCAACGAGAGUAAAACUAAUAGCUUUCUGGGCGUGCCUAGUAUUAGUAGCUGUAUUUGUGCUAGUAUUGCGUACCAAAGCUGCGGUAAAGGCCACCACGGUCACCAGGAAAGCGUUCCAUCUGCUUGCUGCUGCGGUGUUCGCUACUGGGAUACUGUUGGACCUCAGACUUAUGGAGAUGGCGGCUGGCAUUGGGUUUGGACUACUCAUUUUAGUUGAGGCAUUGAGGAAAUCAAAUAUAGAACCAAUCUCGCCAGCAUUGCAGUCUGCUUUCGUCGUCUACAGUGAUGAAAAGGAUUGCGGAGAAUUCGCACUGACCCCCAUCUACAUGUACUGCGGCCUUGGCUUCGGUCUGGUCGCGCCGCGCGGAGCACCGACGCUGGAGCGACUAGCCGGCGUGCUGGCCGUCGGCGUGGGCGACGCCGCCGCCAGCUGGUUCGGCAAGAGAUACGGACACAGGAAGUGGCACGGGCAAAACAGAACAUUGGAGGGCACGUUGUUCAACAUACUGUCACAGGUCAUGACAGUCUACUGCCUCGGUUUAUUUGAUGUAAUUGACUCCCAUAACGCAGUGCUCCGCACAGCAGUAGCGGCGACGGCGUCAAGCCUCGUGGAAGCGAAGACGGCUCAGGUCGAUAACUUGAUACUGCCGCUGGUAAAUAUUAUCGCGUUCCAGCUUACACACUUUAUAAGCUAGAUUUAAAUGAAUA